GUGUCUGACGCGGGAUAUUCUCCGAUGCCCCCGACACAAGCUUUCUCGCUUCCAGGGAAUGAGGUCGUGCACUUGUUGGAUCCUCCGGCGCACUCCUCCCGCCCUACAGUGCGCCUCGCCUAUCCUCCGGAGUAUCGAGAAUAUCCCCGCGCGCCGUCCACGUAUCUUGAGUCUCCCACGUUCGACUUUCAUCAGCAUCAUACACAAGAGCAUCCUCGUUCUUUGGCGGGCCCUACGACGACUCGUGCGGACCCGCCGAUGGACAGCCCACCUCCUGUCGCCACCUCAAGCGCGGUCGCUCUUUACGACGGCGAGCCGGGAGAACAAAUUGAUAUCGGCUCCCUCGUGCAGUCAUUCUCUUACCUUGCAAACGGGCGUGGCGAGCCAGCUAUUCCCGCGACGCCGCCUUUGUAUUCUUCGAUACGCCAAUUGACACCCCUCUAUCCGACGUCUCACAUGAACACCCUUCUCUCCGCGCCACACCCAACUUCUGAGUCCCCUCGAACGCCGUCCUCGCCUCCGUUGAUGAUUGGUGAAUACUAUACGACCACGAGCACGGCUACGCUGGUCAACGGCGAGCCGGCCGGGGAGGCCUAUCGCGACUCGCUCGCACAGCCCUCUCAUCAUCCCAGGGAGGACCCGUAUGCAGCGGCUCAUGCAAGCACUCUCCCGCCUCAGGCCAGCGCUUCCUCGCGUCCUUCGACGACUCGCCCGACUCAAAAUCGGCGGCAGCGUCGUACU
Messenger RNA from Schizophyllum commune H4-8, 741 nucleotides. RefSeq lists its product as uncharacterized. Lineage: Eukaryota; Fungi; Basidiomycota; Agaricomycetes; Agaricales; Schizophyllaceae. The annotation marks the transcript as partial. The record is from RefSeq and is a predicted model, not a curated record. The transcript has a single exon.